Messenger RNA from Drosophila biarmipes, 5217 nucleotides. RefSeq lists its product as uncharacterized. The transcript has a single exon. Gene Ontology annotation, biological process: DNA integration; proteolysis. The record is from RefSeq and is a predicted model, not a curated record. The coding region runs from base 1 to 5217 and encodes 1738 amino acids. NCBI's taxonomy places the organism in Eukaryota, Metazoa, Arthropoda, Insecta, Diptera, Drosophilidae. Gene Ontology annotation, molecular function: aspartic-type endopeptidase activity; nucleic acid binding.
AUGGAGCUUCUAAACGAGGUUUGGAAGGAGUUUAACCAGUUCAGCGAUUGCAUUUCUCUUCACGAGGAAGUGGAGGGUUAUGUAGAUCCGGAGAUUGACAACGCGGUCUACGAGACAAAAUACCUAAGGGCGAACGCUAUACUCAAGGAACGAAGCAAUGAUCUACAACCGGGGACAUCUCAAGGCAGUGGGAAUGGCAGCAAUGGGCUUCAUUCAAGCAAUGACGCAAUCCUGAACUUGCUGCAGCAAAACCAACAACUAUUUGAGCGACUUGCAGUAAGUCAGACCACACCGAACACGCCUGAUCAUGUAGGUGGUGACGUCACAUCGCCGAAUUCUAACUCGGUACUCACGGCGAAUUCAACUCUGAGCGAAUUGCCGAAAAUUCAAAUCAAGCGGUUCUCUGGAAACUACACAGAGUGGCCUUCCUUUCAAGACAUAUAUGAAAGCACAAUUCAUAACAAGCAGCAUUUGUCCAACACCCAGAAAUUCCAUCACUUGAAAACACUUCUCGUUGAUGAGGCUGCCAACUUAGUGCGACACUUGGCCAUCACUGACACGGCGUACAAUACUGCAUGGGAACGUCUUAAGGAAAGGUACAAUCGUCCUCGGCACAUUGUAAACUCAUUUUUGGAGCAGUUUAUGAGCCUGCCAACAACUACAAAGAUCGAUGCAACAGUCCUACGGAAGGUCUCAGACGGAGCAAACGAAAUUGUUCGUGGGUUGGAUGCAGUCAAUCAAACGGGACGCGACUGUUGGAUCAUCUACCUAGCCCUAGAGAAACUCGACGCUGACACACGGCGCAGGUGGAUUGAGCGUAGCAUGGAGUCAGAUUCACCCACCCUGGAGGAGUUCUUCAAAUUUCUGGACUCUCGCUGCGAAGAACUGGAGCUGAGCAAGAGGGAGCUUGCGACUGGAAGCAAGACAAAUACACAUCCUGAAAAGCAAAAAAGGGUCACACAAUCGAUGGUUGCGGUUGAAAGCAGUGGUUGCACCAAAUGUAGUUCUGCAGAACACACUCUGUAUGGAUGUCAGCUGUUUCUGGAUAUGUCUGGGGUGCAGAGACGAUCAUUUGUGAAGGAGAAAUCACUGUGCUACAAUUGCUUGCGACCUGGUCAUGGGGUCAACAGGUGCAAGUCAACAUUCAAAUGCAGGCAAUGCAAGGGUAAUCAUCAUACUCUUCUUCAUCUCCAACCAAAUCCACAGGCUAUUGGGAAUCUUGCCCAAAUAGAAGAGCAGGUCGAGCAGAACAUAAGCGCGUCUAACAGCAACACAGCGACACUCAGUCAUCUUGCCCAAGGAGAGGACACACAAAAGGUUGUAUGUGCGCAAGGCACUGCAAAAUCAACACAUUUAACUGAAUUAAAACGGAGCAUACUACCAACUGCAAUGGUUUAUGUCAAAAACGCAAAAGGUGACCUCGUAACAUGCCGACUUCUAUUGGACACAGGAUCGGAGCUGUCUUACGUAUCCGAGCGUUGCAUCCAAGCUCUCGGACUGACACGAUCGGCAUCACGCAUCUUGGUUACGGGAAUCUCUUCCGUAAAAGCAGACACAACAAGGGGAUGCACCACGCUGCAUAUCAAGUCUUGCAUAUCCGAUGAUCGUUUAGUUGUCUAUGCUCACGUGCUAGGCAAAAUCACCUCUUCUCUGGAACGGCAAAACAUCGACGCAUCAACACUCGAGGUGUUUAAGGAUCUGCAGUUGGCGGAUACACAAUUCAACACAAACACACCAGUUGAUAUGCUAUUGGGAAGCGAGCACGUAUGGUCAGUGUUCACAGGACGAAAGAUGUACGACAACAAGGGUAAUCUUAUCGCCAUUUCUUCGGUAUUCGGAUGGGUUAUCACCUCACUCAUCACAUCGAACGCAAGCAACGCUGUCGCACUAACUACAACAAUGGAGAUUGACUGCACUCUUCAAAAGUUUUGGGAACUGGAGAAUGUUCAAGUCAGCACAAAAGCAGAACCGGAAGAUGAAAAGGUCGAGAAACACUUUCUCGCCACCCACAGUCGCGAUGAAAAUGGGAAGUAUGUCGUGGAACUUCCAUUCAACGCGGAAAAUCCUGAAUUCGGAGACACUCUUCAUGGAGCUCUUAAGCGAUUUAAAUCGGUAGAGCGACGUCUACAACAAAACGAGCAGCUGCGGACACAGUACGUAUAUUUCAUGCGAGAGUAUAUCAACCUGGGGCACAUGCGUGAGGUGCCGCCAGAGGACGUUGCUGCUGGAAAUCAAUUCUUUCUCCCCCACCACCCGGUGCCCGGCCGAAAGCUGCGAGUGGUUUUUGAUGGAUCCUUUCGCGACGCUAAUGGUAAGGCGUUAAAUGACACUCUCUUCACAGGGCCCAGUAUCCAGCGUGAUCUCUUUUCUGUGUGCCUACGCUUUCGUAUGUACAAGUACGCAUUCUCAGCGGACAUCGUUAAAAUGUUCCGCCAAAUAUGGGUCAACGAAAGGCACAGAAAUUACCAGAAAAUCGUUUGGAUAGAAGAUCCAUCCGAUCCGAUCAAGCAUUUCCAGCUGUGCACUGUAACUUACGGAACAUCAUGUGCACCAUUUCUGGCGGUACGAGUUCUGGAACAACUCGCUGUGGAUCAUCGGGAUGAAUACCCUAUCGCUUCAAAAAUCCUACUGGAGGAUUUUUAUGUCGAUGACGUUCUUACUGGGUCAAACAGUGAGGAUGAGCUACUUCGAAACCGAAACGAAUUGAUUCAGCUGAUGUCGUGCGCAAAUCUCGAACUCGGGAAAUGGGUAUCCAAUAGCCCUUUCAUACACACAGAUUUUACCGACGCACAAUUGUCGCCAGUUAAGGUUCUUGGACUAUACUGGCAUCCUGGCAAAGACAUUCUAACUUACAACGUAGGCCUAGUGGCAAAUCCUGAUUGCACCAAAAGGCAAGUCUUGUCCGACGUCUCGAGGAUAUUUGAUCCUCUCGGACUCUUAGCACCCGUUGUCAUCCAGUUCAAGAUUAUUUUCCAAAAACUUUGGCUCUUGAACUUGGAUUGGGAUGAUCCACUCCCAACUAAACUAGCGGACAUCUGGCUGAAAUGGAGGAAAGAUCUACACACUGUACAAAAGUUCGAACUACAACGCUUCGUUGCUAACGACGCAGACAACAUCGAGCUCCACGGAUUUUCGGAUGCUUCAACCAAGGCGUAUGCUGCUGUGGUCUACAGCAGAGUAACUAACGACGAUGGCUCCAUCUCGGUGUCCCUGGUGGCUGCAAAAACAAGGGUGGCUCCAUUGAAACAGCAAUCAUUGCCACGCCUCGAACUUUGCGCAGCACUUCUUCUCAGCCAGCUUAUUCGUUCGAUUUCGUCUGGACUACGCCACAAGAACAUAACAGUUUUUGCCUGGUCAGACUCAUCAAUCGUGCUAUCCUGGUUAUCGUACGCACCAGCCCAACUAAAAACAUUUGUUGGAAACAGAACCUCGGAAAUCCUUGACACUAUUCCCAGAAAGUCCUGGCGACACGUAGACUCCAAAACAAACCCAGCUGACUGCGCUUCCAGGGGUCUGAUGGCUGCAGACUUGAUCGACUUCCAACUGUGGUGGAAUGGACCUUUAUGGCUACGGGACAAGGAGCAGUACCUGGUAAAGUUGAACGACUCACGAUUUGGCUUAUCUCUUUCAGACCUACGCAUUCAAGGAGAAGUCAAGACCAACUGUUUGGCUACAAUGGCUGAUGCAACUCAGGCUCAUCCCCUUGAUGAGCUGAUCGCACGAGUUUCCUCAUGGCUCAAGCUCAUUCACAUUGUCGCAUAUGUGAAGCGCUUCAUUCAACGGACACGAAAUCCAUCCUGCAACAAGGCUUCAACAGCUCUUACAUUCGACGAGGCUACGGCAGCAAGAAUUAUUUGUAUAAAACACGCGCAACGGUGUUUUCAACAGGACUAUCAGCUCCUCCUGGCCAAGAAACCUCUCAAGAACCGAUCGCAGCUGGUAAAGCUAGCGCCAAUGAUCGACGAAAACGAUUUGCUGAGGGUAGGCGGUCGACUGCAACAGUCGCAACUGACACGAGAGGCAAAACACCCAGUUUUGCUACCAAAAACGCAUCGAAUCUCGAAGCUGAUCCUGGAAUACGAGCACCGAGUAAACCUUCACCCUGGCGUUUCCUCCCUGUUUGUAAUUGUUCGGCAAAAAUUCUGGAUAAUUGGAGCACGUAAUCUCAUUCGCAAAAUAACAUACGACUGUUUGUCCUGCUUUCGUCAACGCUACCACACAUCCCAACAGCAGAUGGCUGAUUUACCAAGCAUUCGUGUCACUCAAGCGCUUCCAUUCGUAAACACUGGUUGCGAUUAUGCAGGCCCAAUUCUUCUAAAGGAUGCCAAAGUUCGGAAGCCACGUAUAAGCAAGGGCUACAUUUGCGUGUUUGUUUGUAUGGUCACCUCCGCCGUACACCUGGAACUUGCCACAGACCUGACAACUGAAACCUUCUUGGCUGCCUUGCGUCGAUUCAUAUCUCUGCGUGGCAAAUGUAGUAAAAUAUACAGCGACAACGGAACCAACUUCAUUGGGGCCAAACGAUCUCUCGACGAAAUGCAAGAAUUGCUUUCAUCACAAGAACACCAGGACAUCGUAACAUCCACCCUGGCAGAUGAUGGAAUUCAAUGGGUACUCAUACCUCCACGAGCUCCUCAUUGGGGAGGGAAAUGGGAGUCGGCAGUUCGUUGUGUAAAACUGCAUCUCCGCAGGAUCACCGGCAAUUCAACGCUCACCUUCGAACAGAUGCGCACCCUGCUUUCUCAAAUCAGCGCUGUGAUAAAUUCACGCCCCUUAUGCUAUGUACCGGAUACCGAAACCAACUAUUUGUCACCCGCCCACUUCUUAAUUGGGCGACCGUUUACCACCGUUCCAGAUCCCGACUUAAGCCACAUCCCCGUGGGCCGAUUAGGUUAUUGGCAGAGCAUCCAGGCUAUGCUCCAAGGAUUCUGGAAGAAAUGGCAUCAGGAGUAUCUGACUACUCUGCAACAACGUCCGAAAUGGACCGCUUCUACACCCAACCUUUCGAUCGAUGAUGUAGUUCUCGUUAAGGAGUCCAAUACGCCACCAGCAUCCUGGCACAUCGCACGGGUUAUAGAAACCUAUCCAGGAAAGGACAACCUCGUUCGAGCAGUCAAAUUGAAGACACCAACAGGAGAGAUGACCAGACCCAUCACGAAGGUCGCAGUUUUGCCCAAUUCAGAAACUGUGUUUCAGGGCGGGCCGGGAUGUUCGUGA